UCCUUUAAUUUAAAACAAAGUGGUUUUCUCGCUGAAAUCCGAGGUUAGUCUCGUUCGGCGGCUGCCUGACUAACAGUAAGGAUCGAGCCUGGCAACACUGAUUGAAAAGAAAAUAUUGGAUCGGUAAGAGCGUUUGAUGAGUUUUUAAUCCCAGCAAAAAGACAAUCUGGCGUAGAAGAUGAAGCUUCUUUUGUACUUUGUUAGUUUCAUAACAAUUACUACGCAAAGUUUCCACCUAAUCGUAGCAACAGUAAUUACCACCUCUGUUUUAAAAACGAGUACAGCAAUUGCACGAACAUUUACGACGAUUCCCACUUUGCUAGCUUUGCCAAAUAUGACAACAAAGCCAAUUGGUAAGUCAACGAUAUUUAGUGUAACGAGUUAUACCACGUUCACGAACAGAAUGGAAAGUUCACUGGCCAAUCAAGAAUCUUUUCCGCUUAUGAUUAGUAAGAAGUCCAUGGUUAUUGCCUCGAGUUUUUCCAAAUCCCUGUUUAUCUCAAGAAUCGUUUUGAUAAGUAGUUCUAUGUUACCUCUCGCUGUUAGUAAGCCAUUUUCAAGCUCUCAGCGGAAGGAAAGCAGACCACGAAAAUUGCAAUCCACUAUGGCGGUGAAAACAACCACGUCAACUACACUAAGAACAACGGCAAAUAUGGCGAUGAGCGAUGUCACAUCGCUAAUGUUAAAUAUGACAAAAUCGUCAACGAACCAACCAAUAGUUUCCAAUACGAACAAAACGCCAUCACAAUUGAAUAAAACUAAGACGAACAUCAUCAGACCAUCAUUUACGGUUAACAUUACUACGAUGAAAACAAGUAUGGCGACAAAUCCUCUAACCAAGGCUAUUACCUCGAAGUUUUCCAAAUUCCUGUCUACCACGAGAAUCAUUUUGAUAUGCAGUUCUAUCAGUUUGUCAAAUCUGGCUGUUAAUAAAUCAAGUUCUGAACAGAAAGAGAGCAGACCAGGAAGUAUGGCAAGUUUUUCCACGUCAUCUUCGAGGUCUUCCGAGGCUGCUUCCCUGAUAAUUUCAACUAUUUCAUUACCCACAACUACGAGAAAUAUUUUACCAACUAAAAAUCUUACAACUGGAUUUCCAGCAUUGGUGACUAACAUGUCGUCAACAAUAAUAGGAAUUUCCUAUUUUCCCUCGGUUAGCUCUUUGACAUAUUCAUCUAGCUCUCAGGUAACGACGCCUUUUUUUCCUGAAGUAGUGUCAGUUCGCCUAACAAUAGAUUCUAACUGCACCCAAGUACCAAACGUCCAGUCGGCUGCUUUCAAAUUAGCCGUGAAGCAAUCUUGCAGUCAAGUACUGAACAUUUCAAUUUCGAAGAUAAACAUUUCUAAAAUCACUUGCGGGUCUAUUCUCGUGGAUAUGACAAUACAAAACGUAAAGAAUGAAAAUAUAUUUCAGAAAUUAUUUUCUGCUAUCAAGAAUAACGAACUGAAUAUUACUUAUGACGGGACAAAACUGCAAGUAACUUCAGUCAAUAUAACGCGACCAGCAACAUUACCUUCACCAACACGAUUACCGACCAGUAACGGUGGCGAUAGCGACAAUAAAACUGCUCUGAUACUAUACAUUGUAGUUGGCUCGGUUCUAGGAUUAAUUUUUUUAACAGGAGUCAUAGCAUUAGUCUGUCAUCGCUGUUUUGAACGAUCAACAACACCCCGCACGGUCCAUGAAAAUCUAAAGCUCAGUGAGCUCUCUUGUGGUAAUAAAUCUGGCGGGAACUUUUACGGUCACCAACAGCCCGAGUCGAGCCAGAUUGGAAUUAGCGGUAUCCCAAAUGAAUCUGGUACUGCAGACGACGAUGAGACGGAUAAUGUUGGGAGCAGUUUUCUUCCCGAAUGGAAAAGCCAAUCAACUUUAGAUAUGUCAGAUGUUGUUCAUGAAGAUGAUACCACUGAGCUGAAGGUCAAUGAUGUAUUCCUGACGUAUGGAAAGCCCGAUACUGGAGACGGCAAUACGGGGUUCAACAAUCCGAUAGUUUCGUCUGAAGAUAUUGACACCGUAUGAAAUAAAACACAAGACCCGUUUACAGUUGCAAUCAGUUUGUUACGAUUUUAUGUGGGAUUUUCUUCUUUUGACAGAUGGAAAGGAGCAAAAAUUUAUGAAUCCUCUAAUGUAUAAGUCUUCUUAUUUGAACAUCCGUAACGUAUUCACUCAUUCACAUCUAUUAAAAGGAGAAAAUCGCAGCAAAAAUCCCAAAUGUAAACGGGCCUACAGUUACCGUACAGCCGACAUAAGUAGAGUAAAAUAAUUUGCAUGUAAUGUCGAAGAGUUAAUGUUAUAAAGGCUGUGUGGGACUAAUUGAAAAGGAUUGAGAUACGGAGGUUAAAUUUUUAGUUUACACACUACAGCAAAUUUUACGUAAACGGAUUCAAAAAUCCGGUUUCUUGUUGAUAGCACUAUACCCGAGCUUUUUUACAAACGGGCUUAACGCCAGGGACGCCGGAACGAUGCCAGGGCAAAGAGGGAGGAGAUUUUUGUGAAAGGGCACUUCUGAAGCGCGACGCGUGAAAGGGAAUGCCUUGCAAAACGUUCUCUGUAAAACUUUCAUGCACUUAAGAUAUAUAAUAUGUAGUCCUUUUAAAUAGAAAGGCAUCCUCGUUUCACCCUCCCUUGCCCCUGCUGGCAAAAGGCAGAAGAGCAGCCGCCCUUGCUGCCCCGUAUUCCGGCGUCCAUGCUUUAGGCAUGCCGACUGAAAAGCGUUGUUCUUAACCUCAAGUUUCAUAAACCUUCAGUUUCUCAUCGAAGUUAAGCCUUAACAGUGACGAUUGCCACGACAGCUAUGCCAGCUGACGAUUUAGUCCCAGGCUGGUUAUGCUACUGGAAAAUAAAGUAGAAAUUUAUUUAUAUUAUCAGUUCUGUUAAAUAACUUGAGAGUCACUGAAUCAAGUUCCGUUCUUGAUCCGCUGCUGACCAAAAUUCCGGGAACAUUGCACAUGCAGAGUUUAAAAUAAUUAGUGUAUCUAGAAAUGAUCAAUACGAAACGAAAUGGAUGCAGGAUAGUAACAAACACAGUCGCUUAAACAUUUAAAAUAUCACUCGCACCAAUCAUCCACAAUUGUACUUGUCAUCGCAUGAUUAGCCUACUACUUGCCAAAUCUUGUUUGCAUGAAUUCACCAACGUUUUUGUUUUAAAAUUACCUAGUUUCACUGAACUGUUUUGGGCUCUAUUCGUUGUAGUGUGUUUUUCUUUGGGUAAAGGUGAUGCUAUGGACCCUAAUUCCAAUGCGAGUACGCCGGUAUUGAUAACAAUAUCUGGUUUCUUUGUAAAAGCUUUAGGUCAACUUCUGAUUUAGAGCUCUCAGUUACUCGCGUAGGUUCUUCAAAUUAAUUGUUGAAAUCGUAAAUUUUUGUGUUUACC
This is a messenger RNA of Dendronephthya gigantea, 3371 nucleotides long. RefSeq lists its product as uncharacterized. The coding region runs from base 179 to 2017 and encodes 612 amino acids. Lineage: Eukaryota; Metazoa; Cnidaria; Anthozoa; Malacalcyonacea; Nephtheidae. The transcript is spliced from 2 exons. The record is from RefSeq and is a predicted model, not a curated record.